This is a messenger RNA of Mobula hypostoma (lesser devil ray), 5862 nucleotides long. Its product is annotated as cytochrome P450 26C1-like. The record is from RefSeq and is a predicted model, not a curated record. The transcript is spliced from 6 exons. Lineage: Eukaryota; Metazoa; Chordata; Chondrichthyes; Myliobatiformes; Myliobatidae. The coding region runs from base 108 to 1946 and encodes 612 amino acids. Gene Ontology annotation, molecular function: monooxygenase activity; heme binding; oxidoreductase activity, acting on paired donors, with incorporation or reduction of molecular oxygen. Gene Ontology annotation, biological process: sterol metabolic process.
UUAAUAUCAAAAUAUUAUUAUUGAGACUGAGUCCUCGACGCAAAGGUUGAUAGUUCGCUGUGAAAAUAAGCGUUGGCUGCUGUAAAUUACUCCCGCGGCCGCUGGCCAUGUUCCUGCCCGGGGUUGAUUACCUGUCGGCGCUGGCUGCGGCUCUCGCCUCGCUGCUCUCAGUUCUGCUCCUACUCGCAGUCUCCAGACAGCUGUGGACCCUCGCCUGGAAUGUGACCAGAGACAGGGACAACAAGCUGCCGCUUCCCAAAGGCUCAAUGGGCUGGCCAUUACUUGGAGAGACGCUGCACUGGCUGGUACAGGGCGCCAACUUCCACGCUUCCAGGAGAGAAAAAUACGGAAACGUCUUCAAAACACAUCUGCUGGGAAGGCCGGUGAUCCGAGUGACGGGUGCGGAGAAUAUACGCAAGAUCCUGAUGGGGGAGCACAGCCUGGUGAGCGCGCAGUGGCCGCACAGCACCCGGAUCCUUCUGGGUACCAACACGCUCGCCAACUCCAGCGGGGAGCUGCACCGCCAGAGACGGAGGAUCCUGGCCCGGGUGUUCAGUCACGCCGCUCUGGACAGUUACAUCCCUGGCACCCAGCAGGUGGUCCGCUCCCGGGUGCAGCGCUGGUGCGAGGGGCGAGCCCCCGUCACCGUAUACCCGGCCGCCAAAGCGCUGACCUUCUGCAUCGCCAUUCGGAUCCUGCUUGGUCUCCAGGCUGCGGAUCACCAGCUCGACCAUCUCUCCAGCAUAUUCGAACAGCUGAUGGACAACAUUUUCUCGCUACCUUUGGAUUUUCCCUUCAGCGGUCUGCGUAAGGGCAUUAAAGCAAGGAACGCAUUGCACGAGUACCUGGAAAAAGCGAUUUCUGAAAAACUGCAACAAAGCAGCCCAGGCGCUUACCCCGACGCUUUGGAUUUCAUGCUGAAAAGUGCGAGGGAGAACGGGAAGGAACCAAGCCUCCAGGAGCUAAAGGAAUCUGCAGUGGAGCUGAUCUUCGCCGCUUUCUCCACUACGGCCAGCGCCUGCACAUCCCUGGUGUUGCUGCUGCUCCAGCACUCGCAUGUGCUGCAGAAAGCGAGGCGGGAACUGGAGCAACAGGGUCUCAUCCCCAGCUGCCAAUGCAAGUCUUCCUCUGCCACCCGGGAGGGAACCCGUCGCCACAGAAACAAUCAGGCUGCUCCCGAACCUGACAACAAGGCGAACGAGUCCGUGCCGUGGUGCCAGCGGCUCGUCGUCCGGGAGAAUUUAAUCUGGGACGGCGGCAGCCCGCAGUCCGUCACUACCGUGAAUAAAGACUAUCAGCAAAUCUGCGCCGACCAAGAUCGUACCAUACCGGAUAAAGAGCAUCUCCAUCCCUCUCCCUUUCGGCACAACGUGAGUCGGGAAGCCGAGUUGGCCGAGGGCAGAGCGGCGGAAAGUGAAAUGGAAUGGUUGUGUGGCGAUUGCGACUGUCGGCGCUCUCUGAGUUUGGAGGUCUUGGGACGUCUGCGCUAUCUCGACUGUGUGGUGAAGGAGGUGCUGAGGUUGCUUCCCCCAGUGUCUGGGGGUUACAGGACGGCGCUGCAGACCUUUGAGCUGAAUGGAUGUCAGAUACCCAAAGGCUGGAAUAUCAUAUACAGCAUUCGCGACACACAAGAGACAGCCGCCGUCUACCUGAAUCCAGACAGAUUCGACCCUGAUCGGUUUGGACCCGAACGGGAUGAGAGCAAAGUGGGUAGAUUCAAUUACUUGCCCUUCGGAGGGGGCGUUCGUAGUUGCAUAGGGAAAGAGCUGGCUCAAGUUAUCCUUAAAACGCUGGCAAUUGAACUGAUCAGCAGUGCGCAAUGGGAACUGGCCAGUGCCGCCUAUCCCAACAUGCAGACUGUGCCGGUUGUACACCCCGUCGAUGGGUUGAAGGUUCGAUUUCGCCGCUUGAAUGAUAAAACAAACUGCAAGUCCAUAAAAGAAUAACAGGACAUCGCCGCCUGCGAGGACCGUUGCCCGAGGACUGUCACGUUAAACCGGUCAAAUCUAUGCCGAACUUCUAUUUCUCCAUAAAUGUAAAUGCCAUUCACUGCUGGCAUCAGAGGGUCUACUGCCAAUCAUUCUUAGGCAAGGAAAAAUCGUUAUCUGUGUUUAUCGAAAUGUGAAAAUGUUUCUGUCAGUAAUUCACGAAGAUUUAAAUGCGUUUGAACUCUAGCAGCCUCAAAUAUACCAUAGCAAAACACAGUACUUAAUUUAUGCACUUAAACAUUAAUGUAUUAGAUUUCUGAGCACACAGCCACGAACUAAAGACUGGAACUACAAAUUUCCGUCCGGCAACUACUGACGGGUUGACCACUGACUCUCUUCACAUUAAAAUGUGGUCCUUCGGCGGGGUUUUACUGCGGGAGAGGAUGGUAUAUUUCAUUCACGAACUUGUCAGUUUACCAUUUCGUUUUUCCUUUUCUUAGAAUAUUAGUUUAAUUCCCCAACCAGCAGAAAAUGGGCUAAAAGGGUUCAAAGUAUGUCGUAAACUUAAUAAAAUGUGAGCUCGCUUUUGUUUGCAUGGGCUGUCGAUUUGGAAAGUUGAACAACCCUUUUUUUCCAGUAUCACCUAUUUUCGUGUUGGUCUCAUUCCCCAUGUCCAUCCUCGCUGCUUUCCACCGUCUGGAAUGAAGAGGGAUUGACUAAGAGGGUGGUGGACUGGGAGGAUUGUACGUGUGAAGAAGGGUGGUGAGGGAGGACUGACGAUGGUGAAUAGAGUGUGGGAUGGUGAUGACGGACUGAGGGGGGGAGUGGUACGAGUGGACUAAGGAUUGUGAAUGGGAAUUCGGGUGAAAAGAAGAGGUUGCGAAUGGGAAGUGGGGUGAAAGCGGCGGACUGGGAAUAGGGGGAUGGACUGGAGAGGGUCGAAAAAUAGUUUACAAUUAAAACUAUUCAGAAUUUUGGCUAGAAUUUAGUUAGCUUUAAAUAUAUAUAAUGGUAUUUGUUCUUAAUGAAGAUUAAUGUGUAUGGACAGUAUCCAGUUUAUUAAAGUUAUGGUCAUGCCAAGGAUCAUGACUUGGGGACACUGAGCUACACCUCCAGUGUUUCAUUUUUAUUGAGGCAUUGUUUCCUACUACCUCACCACCACACAUUUUCCAUUAAACUUUAACCCUGAAAUAUCCUUACGCUCGCUUUUAAUGCAAAAUUAAAUACGUGGAAUUAAUUGAAGAGUUCCAUGCGUAAUCUAUACUUCUCACGCUUGACAUUCUCCUGGUAGCACAUACACCCAGUGAAUCGUUUUCCAGGUAAAUACUCUUUUUUUUAUCUGCUCAAUAUAUAUGGGAGCUGAAAACCUUCAUGCUGACAUCAGCGUGGAAGAGCGGCAAUCAAGCCAGGAUCGGUUUUGGUUCUUCCCCCUUUCUCCUCAUUCCUGGAGAAGGGUCUCGGCCCGAAACGCCGACUAUGUAUUCAUUUUCAUUGAUGUUGCCCGGCUUGUUGAGUUCCUCCAUUAUUUUGUGUGCGCGACAGUGUGUGUUGCCUUUCUCGAUAUUUUAAUUAAUACUCCGCCGACCAUAGGAGACCCAAUGAUAUAAUUUGAGAACUGACUCAGGCGCCUCGUAUCAAAAGCAUGCCCUAACUAGAAGAAAAGUGUUUUCUACACAUUUAAGUUGCUGAGAUACCCAUUUAGUGUCUGUCUCUGACGUGAACUUGUUCGCAGCACUUCUGGGCUGGGGGAAUUAUUAUAGUUAUGAUUAGUCAUUCACCGUGGCCAGGAACCUUCUGACGUGACGCAAGGACCUGUUUGUCAGCCUUUUCAUGAAGAGUCAUCACAGGCAUUGCUUCACCUCUUCGAUGAACAAUGUAUGUGCAUCCCCAGUUUUCCAAGCUUUCACCACUCACCACCAACCCUUCAGCUCCACGCUCAGACUUGGACUGCGCUUCCAACUUCUUUUUUCAGUACGCUCUUUCCAAGUGACGGCAGCAGCUGUCCAUCAUGGCAGCACACACACAAAAUGCUGCAGAUGUCAGCAGACCAUGCAGCAUCUGUGUAAAACAGUAAACAGUCGACGUUUCGGGCCGUGAUUCUUCAUCAAUCCUGAAACGUCAGCUGUCUAUUCGUUUCCAUGCCUCGCCCUGCUGAGUUCCUUCAGCAUUUUGAGUGCGUUGCGUGGAUUUCCAGCAUCUGCAGAUUUUCUCGUGUUUGUUGGACUCCAUCAUGUUUCACACUUUGCUACUCACUCGUGCAUUAGAUGGGUUACUCAGUCACCGCACUUUCGAGGAAAUGAUCUCACGGUUUUGAAUGCCGCAAGGAUCAGGCAGCAAUCUGGGUACUGAAAAAUGAUCCACUGUCGUAUUUCUAACCUUUUCACUCCUAUGGGCUCUUGUAAACAACCAUUUCAUCGACAAGAAAUGUUUUCACUUGCGCAGUGACCCUGUGAGAAAUUUUUCAUGUUUCUGGGAAUCACGUUCCUUCCUUCUCCGAGGGAGACACGCAGCUGGAUAUGUUCAGCGGCCAGAACUGUCUCGGGGGUGAGGGUGGGGAAGGAGCAAAUCUAUCCCCAACUCCUGAAACUACUCGCGUCAGUAUGUUCGCCUAUCAUGGCAGCUCAGUGCAGAUAUGAGGACAUGCUAGUAUCAGAAUGUGAGUGGGAAUUACCGCUUGUCUACUCAGUACAUUGUUUGCAUUAAUGCAUGAAUACCCUGCUCGUGUGGUUAUUUAACAUCAGCUGGAGGCAGAGCUGGAGUUAUCACCGGAAGAGAAGGAAAGUUACCCACUCGCGGAUGUCUCUGGUAGUCACUAUAUUCUCUUUCUGUAUUAUCUAUCUGAUGGUCGAUUCAGAAAAGACUCUCGCCCCUGUACGAAGUUCCUGCUAGGACUUCAACAUUGCGUGUGCAAAUAGUCGUAUGAAGACCAUCCUCUCUUCAGGAUACCAUUCCCAUAAAAUUUCGAUUUUUGGUCCACUUCAUGGAAUUCUUAUUUCUAGGGACCACUGCAGGGCAAGUUCAACUGAACCUAGUUACCAGAUUCUUAUCAGGAGGAAAUGGCAGGUUUCCGGCAUACCUUACAGAUGUCCGUGUUCGAUUGGACGAACAUAGAAGGUACUUGCUCUCCUUUGAAGCAAAAAGCAGAGGAGUUUUUAGCAGCUAUCACGUGGUGUAUCACUUCAAAGGCCGUUGCUAAGCAAAAUGGCGCGACAAACUGAAAGGGUUCCACCAGGAACAAGGCAAAUUCCGCUUUAUUUCAUGCUUUUUCGUCCAAGAUUCGGACCAAUUUUCAUUCUUUUCUGGGGGCACCCGAUGUGGCUUUGUCCAAACGCAUUGAUUUGUUGAUGAAGCAAAAAUAGGUAUAAAUCCUACUGCUGACAAUCCCAUUGCCUCCUACCACACCUUUUCUGUCCUUUAAAUAACUUGUUUUUUUUUCUUUCUCGGUUCUGAUCAAGGGUCUUGUUUGGCAGUUGAAUUCUUCCAUCAUUUGUUUUCAAUCUAAACAAAGAUGCAGUCAGAUUUUCAGGCAUAUGAUGUAGUUCCCAGACGAAAUUUAUAAUUUAAAAAAUACUUUAAAUAUUCAACAGGUUAUUCAGGAGAGAAGGGAAACAAGAAUUAGCCCAUUCUCCAGCGGGACUGUUAAAGAUGCAGCCUUACCUGAUUAAUAUUGGAUACUGUAUCUGUUUCGUAUUGUUAGUUUCUCCUACACACAUGUUGUGGUUAUAAUGUUGCAAAAUAUGUCGUUGUAUGCCGUGGUAAGUGUAAAAUAGGUUAUAAAACACUACUUGAGUCGUUGUGAUAACCGAUUCCAAUUUUGAAUACUAUAUGUAGAUUUUUUUCGAAAAACGAUGUUAGUGUAAUUUACGAAAUUGAGACUAAUAUUAUUUUAAAUAUACUUGAACAGUAUUGUGUGAAUUUUCGAGGAGAACAUUAA